CUGUUCUUUCUCUUUCAUCCGCCCAACAUGUAGUUUAAAACACCGAACAGUGGAGAAUCGCUAUUUGAAACACCACCAUCACACCACUCACGACUACUGAUGCAUUCGUCGCACUUCUGAAAAACCUAGAACCAACAACGCUUAAUGCCACCAUCACCAACUAACCACCAUCUCGGAACCCACAUUGCCUUCAACCACCAUCACUGAAAAACCCCACCACCUUCGUUGCUCUCUGUCUGUGCACACUCCACCAAAAAGUUGGCGAUGUCACCACCACCAUACAACUACACCAAUGAUGACGUUGAAUCUCAUAACCAGCCACCAUUCCUUCUUUCUCUGUUUCUGUCACGAUCUUCGUUUUUGUAUUAAUGAAGAUAAGAUUGAUAUGCAGGUACAAAGGAUGUUGCUGCAGAUGGACUUAGUAAGCAAGUUCUGUUCAAGACUAGACUGGGUGAAAAUUUCUCUUCAAUCUCAGUUUCUCCCAAAUCCUACUAUGUUGAAUAUUUUUCUUAAAGAAGAUGAAGAUUUUAAGGCCAUGGGUAUGAAAGAAACUUCUGCUACAUUUUGAGGUAUGGUUUAAAAGAAGUGGACUGAUGAGGUUAGUGUAUAUGCGGGUUGUUUGACAGGAUAUGCGUGUUUUGUUCCUGGAUUUAGUUGGGAUCUUUUCGCUUUUGGUUAAGUUCUCUUGUGAAUAAUUACAUGGUUGAUAAAGUGGUUGGGCAAAAUGGAAGGAAAUAUCAUAUUUUGUAAAUUGCACUUGAUUCGAUAUGUUUAUUUCUUUAGUAAAAGUCAAUAAUUCAUAUCAAAAGGUAAAAUGACUAUGUGUGUAUGCGGGUUAAAAAGUCUACAUAUAGAAAAGUUUGUACUUAUAGAAAGGCGUUGUUGGAAAUGAGAAUGUGGC
Molecule: messenger RNA, 901 nt
Organism: Lactuca virosa
Lineage: Eukaryota; Viridiplantae; Streptophyta; Magnoliopsida; Asterales; Asteraceae
Source: the annotation of a GenBank genome assembly